Molecule: messenger RNA, 902 nt
Organism: Rhododendron vialii
Lineage: Eukaryota; Viridiplantae; Streptophyta; Magnoliopsida; Ericales; Ericaceae
Product: fruit protein pKIWI501-like
Exons: 2
Coding region: 101-583 (160 amino acids)
Source: RefSeq, a predicted model, not a curated record
CACUCACUCACAAUUCCUGAUUCCCCUCUCUCUCUCUCUCUCUCUCUCUCUCUCUCUCUCUCUCUCUCUCUCUCCAAUUUUUGAUCCCUUUGUUUUUGCAAUGGCCAUUGUUGAGGUUUCACCUGCUGCCACCACAUUGCCAGAAAAUGUCACAACUGAGGUGGUGACCAAGCCCUUGGAGGAGACACAACCAGAAGAGUCAGUAGCCGUGGUUGCACCACCACCACCUGCUCCGGAGGAGCCAGUGACUGAACAACCAAAGGAGGUAGAAGCCGAAGCAGAACAACCACUAGCUUCUGCCACAGAGGCCGAAGCUCCUCCAGUCGAAAAUAAUAAGGAGGAGGAAGUGGUUGAUGUGGAAGAGGAACCCAAAGUUGAUGUUGAAGAGCCAGUGGUAGUGGUGGAGAAAGCACUAGAAGAGGAGGUUCUAGAGGUGAAGGCAGAGGCUGUUGUUGGAGAAGAAACUACCGAAAAAGCCGUCGAUGCACUGGAAGCCCCGGCUGAGGAACCGGCCGUGGCUGCAGAAGAGAAACCUAAUGAAGCAGUGGAGGUGGAGGUGGAAGCUAAAGAAGAAGGUGAAUAGAGUCACAAUGUCUGAGGUGGAUGGCUAGAUAUCCGUUUCGUGUAGUAAUACUUUCCCAGUGGAAUGGUGCGUGGUUUCACUAGCUAGGAUUGUAUGUCGGUUUUAAGUUUUUAAUCUCGUUUAGUUUAUUUGGAUUAUCAUUGUUGUUGUUGCUAUAUAUUAUGAUUGGUAUUGGUAUGAUGAUUAGGGUAAUGUUGUUUAUAGAUGGGGAUGGGGUUGGGGUUGGGGUUGGGGUUGGGGUUGGGGAGCAAGCAAGCACAAUGUUGUACUUUUGAUUUCCAAUGAAUAAAUACUCCUAGUAGUAUAUUUUGUUAAUUCA